GCUAUCUUUCUGUGUUGUUUAAUAUAGGUAUUCAUAGGCAAUUCUGAAUUUAUUAUUUAUUAAACAUUUAAAUUAUAGCUUAACAUGUCAUCUCGCACAUUUGAAUGGAAUUGGUAUAGUAAACCUAUUAUUAACUACAACAAGCGUAAAAAAAAUUGUGUUCUAGAAAAAUGUGGUGACCAUCAUCCAUUAAAACUAACAUCUACAACUGUGUUCACUAAUAAAAAUGUAUUGAUUGAUGAUCCUUUAUCAUCCUCAAUUACUUAUGGAGAUGAUCCUCUAAGCCGACCUGCUCAAUUAACUCCUACUGCUUUUGAUGACGCUGAUAAUGAUUGGUUGGACGAUUUACCACCCUGGUCACAUUAUAAACAGAGCAUAUUGAACAGUUACACAACUUCUGAAAAACUUUCAUUUCAUUCUCUUUCAAAAAAUGUUCAGAGUGCUACUAUACGAUCACGUUUAGAAGAACUGGAAGAAUUUGACGAUCAAGUAGAAUAUUCAGAAAAAGAGCUAUAUGAUUUAACACAACAAGAAUUUGUAUCACAUAUGGACAACUUGGGUAAAGAAAUUAUUCAUGCAUGGAGUAAUGAACAAAGAGUGAAAGCAUUGAAAAUAGUUAUACAGUGUACCAAAAUUUUAAGCUACACUUCACCAAUGCAGUUUUAUCCAAGUAAAUUUGUUUUAGUAACAGAUUUAUUAGACUUAUUUGGAGAACUAGUAUUUAAGAGGCUUAAAUCAAAAUCAGAAAUAAUUGAUGGUCAUGUAGUAAAACUUCCAGAUAAUUUUACCCCAAAUAUGGUACCAGAAGGAGCAAAAGAAACAUGUCAAAAUUGGUUUUUUAAAAUUGCAUCUAUUCGUGAGCUUCUACCUAGACUGUACAUUGAAGCAGCUAUUUUACGUAGUUACCGUUUUAUCAAUCCAAAUGAACAAAACAAUGCUUUAUUAAGACUAAUAAAAAUGGUUCGUGGAAUUGGUAAUCCUUUAGUAGCAUUGUAUGCACGAUGUUAUCUAUGCAGGAUCUAUGUUUCUACAAAUUUAACUGUAAAUUAUUUUGAAGAAAGUUUCAAGGACAUCUUAUUGACUUAUAAACAAUUAAACAGUAGAUAUGUUAGUAAAGAGGUGCAAACUCAAAAUAUGAGCAUGGAGAAAUUUUUUCAACUUUUGUGUCCAGCAUUAGAGUGGAUAGUAAAAGGAUUAAGUGCUGGAAAAGAUGCACUUAAACUUGAUGAGAUUGUUAGGUGGUGUACAUUACAAAAUCUCCAUGGACUACUUAUCAACACUAUAGUGAACACAUUUCCUGGAAAUUAUCUAGCAAUAAAAGCAGAAUACCUUAUUAAUUUAAUAUCAAAAUGGGAAUAUGAUGUUGUUCCACAAACUUUAGUUAUACAAAAUCUUGGCAAUAGCUUAAGAGGUCAUAUUGUACCGAAUGCUCAAAAUGUUUUAAGAGAAGCAUGGAAAAUGGUAACCAAAGUUAAAGACUCUGAAAGAUAUAUGGCAUGUGCUGAAGCUUGGAUAUACUUCAUUGUAAAACAUUUCAAGAAUAAAGAAAUAAGCAUAUUCAUGAAUGAUAUAACUAGACACUUGAGUAAUCGUGUAGGAAUAGAACGAUUUCAUUCACAGCUACAUAAUAUCUUACAACAUUUACUUAAUUAUAUAGAAGAUUUUGAAAAUACAUUCCAUUUAAACUAUUUAUUGCCCUACUUGGACAUGUUUGGAUCAGAUACAAAUAAAGCAGCUAGUUGUAAAAUUGUUUUAGAAGCAUACCGAACACGUGGGGAAAAUGUCAUGUCAACUGACCCUGUGAUUAAUGAUUGUCUUAUGUACAUGUGCAAGAUACUACACGAUUCUGUUGAUUCUUUAACAGUUGAAGAUGAAGUACGUCAAAUUAGUCGUCUAAUAGCUUGUUUUAUUUUUCGUGUCAAUUAUGGCAAUGAUCUAGAAAAAUAUUUGAAUUUCUAUAUGGAAGCCAGAGGAGUAUUUAUAAGAUUAGAUUAUGUGCAAUCGGCACUCAUACAAUGCGUGAAUAAAUUAAUGGUCAUGUCUGUAUCAGCAUCAAGAGUGCUAGUUAAAAAUUCAUUUGCACGUGCAUGCUCAGCAUAUUGUUAUAUUACUAUUCCAUCCAUUACUUCUCCACUUGUCAAACUGCAACUUUAUAUUUUAACUGGGCAAACAUCACUCUUAAAUGGAUGUCUUGGACAAGCUGAUGCAUGCCUGAAAGCAGCGUCAAUUACAGUUAGAGAUUUUCCAGCAUUACUAGAAAUUGACGGUCACACAAUUAAUACUGAACCCAUACUUGUAUCUUAUAUUAAGCAAAUGUUGUCAAUUUUACUUGUAGUGCCAGAUUGUCCUGAUCAAGAAGUCAUGCAUCAAGUAAGAAUUUUGAUCAACUCUAUCAGACAAUACUCCUGGACAGAUCCAAUGCAACCACAUUUACUCUAUUUGUACGUACUAGAUAUGAUGGCUACUGCAACAUUGGACACAUAUCCUUACAGAAUACCAGAUGUGGAUUCUAACGAUGUUCUCUAUGGCCGUGAACCACAGUUUGUGGCUGAUGUAGACUCUAUGUGUACCAUUUUGUUGGACAACAUACUUGAACAAUUAAAAAACAUUGCUGAUAAACCUAGUUGUCAAAAACAAUUGGCAUUUGAAUUGCUCAUACGUAUCAUUGUCAGAGCAGAUCUAAAUGAAAUUCAAAUGGCUACAUUAGCUAUUAAUCUCUGGAAGUUAACGAGAAAAAAUAAAAUAAUAGACUCUAUUAUUGAAGAUAAUAAGGUAUCGUAUAUUAUAGAUUUUUGUGAAAAUGAAGAUGACGAUAUAUAUUAUAAAUUUAUAAACAAAAUUACAAGAAAUCAUAUAGACUCUGUUCAAAAAUAA
Molecule: messenger RNA, 2874 nt
Organism: Sipha flava (yellow sugarcane aphid)
Lineage: Eukaryota; Metazoa; Arthropoda; Insecta; Hemiptera; Aphididae
Product: UPF0505 protein C16orf62 homolog
Exons: 19
Coding region: 85-2874 (929 amino acids)
Biological process (GO): endocytic recycling
Cellular component (GO): endosome
Source: RefSeq, a predicted model, not a curated record